UAUAGGUGGAAGGUGGAGCCGGACGCCAUGCAAAUAUAGCGAGGUUGCAACAGCUAGCGCUGCAUCGUCGCAACACAUGGUCAUGGCGUCGCGUCGUAGCGUGGCGCUGGGGCUCCUCUUCGGCCUCCUGUCCUGCUACGCGCCCGUUGUCCCUUCCGUGGCUUCCUCCGAUGGCUUCCUCCAAUGCAUGUCGGCGGCCAUGCCCAAGCAGCUCCUGCACACGCAGGGCUCGCCUUCGUUCACGUCGGUCCUGGCGUCCUCCAUCCGGAACGCCAAGUUCUCCACGCCUGCCACGGUGAGGCCGCUCUGCAUCGUCACGCCGACGAACGCCUCCCACGUCCAGGCCGCCGUGGUGUGCGGCCGCCGGCACGACGUGCGCGUCCGCGUGCGCAGCGGUGGGCACGACUACGAGGGCCUCUCGUACCGGUCCGAGCGCCGCGAGGCGUUCGCCGUCGUCGACCUGGCCAACCUCCGCUCCGUGCGCGUCGACCGGGAGGCCGCCACCGCGUGGGUGGACUCCGGCGCGACGCUCGGGGAGCUGUUCUACGCCAUCUCGCAGGCGAGCAAGCAGCUGGCGUUCCCGGCCGGCCUGUGCCCGACGAUCGGCGUGGGCGGGCACCUCAGCGGCGGCGGGUUCGGCAUGCUGCUGCGCAAGUACGGCCUCGCCGCCGACAACGUCCUGGACGCCACGCUCGUCGACGCCAACGGGGAGCUCGUGGACAAGCAGGCCAUGGGGCCCGACGUGUUCUGGGCCAUCCGCGGGGGCGGCGGCGGCGGGAGCUUCGGCAUCGUGCUGUCGUGGAAGGUGAAGCUCGUGCCAGUCCCGCCGACGGUGACCAUGUUCACCGUCCUAAAGUCCGUCGACGAGGGCGCGGUGCGCAUGCUCACCAGAUGGCAGCAGGUCGCUCCGGCUCUCGCCGAGGACAUUUUCAUCACGGUGCGCCUCCAAAAACAGGUGGCUCGCUUCCAGUCCAUGUACCUGGGCACGUGCGACGCGCUGCUGCCGCUGAUGGGGAGCCGCUUCCCGGAGCUCGGCGUGAACCGGACGCACUGCAAGGAGAUGACAUGGGUCCAGUCCGUGCCCUUCAUCUACCUGGGCCCCACCGCCGCCGUGGAGGACAUCCUGAACCGGACCACCUCCAGCACCCCCUUCAGCAAGGCCACCUCCGACUACGUCCGGCAGGCCAUCGCCGAGGACGUGUGGGCGGAGAUCUUCGCCCGGAUCGCCAAGCCGGAGGCCGGGCUGAUGAUCAUGGACCCCUACGGCGCCAAGAUGAGCAGCCUCCCGGAGACGGCGACGCCGUUCCCGCACCGCGGCGGCGUGCUGUACAACAUCCAGUACAUGAACUUCUGGUCCGCCGACACGGACGGGUCGGCGCAGACGAGGUGGCUCAAAGACAUGUACGCGUUCAUGGAGCCGCACGUGAGCAAGAACCCCAGGGCGGCGUACGUGAACUACAGGGACCUCGACCUCGGCCAGAAUGUCGUCGUGGGCAACGUCACCAGUUACGAGGCCGGCAGGAUUUGGGGCGAGAAGUACUACGGGGGUAACUUCCGGAGGCUCGCCAUGGCCAAGGCCGUGGCGGAUCCUGACGACUACUUCAGGAACGAGCAGAGCAUCCCACCAUUCAAGGAGUGACGAGGACGAUGCCCGUCGUGCGAUCAAACUACGUUUGGGGACAAAUAGCUUGAUCUUGGAGUUGAGAUGGCAGGUGAAUAUUACAUUGUGUUGGUGUUCAAUGUAUAGUUCCAAAAUUUGUUUUCGAAAGUUGACAAAAGUUUGAAUUCUGUUCGAAUUGGGCUCCAAUUCACGUUGGAAACUUUCCCUGGUAUGUUGGGGUCAACCCUGUGUUGCAUACAUAUUGGCAGUGUUGCCCUUGUCAUGUCCAUGAUACUCCUCGAGUAUGUUGGAGUUAACCAAGUUCGCAUGCAA
Messenger RNA from Triticum dicoccoides, 1933 nucleotides. Its product is annotated as berberine bridge enzyme-like 27. The transcript has a single exon. The record is from RefSeq and is a predicted model, not a curated record. Lineage: Eukaryota; Viridiplantae; Streptophyta; Magnoliopsida; Poales; Poaceae. Bases 77 to 1639 code for a protein of 520 amino acids. Gene Ontology annotation, molecular function: oxidoreductase activity; FAD binding.